AUGGGAGGAGGCGGGCAACCGACGCCUGAUGCUGGCUUUGGAAUAGAUUCUGGCGGCAAAGGUAUGGGAGGUGGCGGUUUCAAGGCACCAUCGAUCCCGGGAUGGUUUUGGCUUGCACUCAUCGGUAUUAUCAUCCCACUUCUGUGCUGUUGCUGCUGCAUAUAUUGCUGUUGCUGUCGUGGCAAAGGCGGUGGCGGUCGAUCUGCUGUUCCGUCUGAUGGCGGCAUGGGUGGUCCUGGUGGAGGUAUGGGUGGCGGCGGUCGUGCCGGUGGAGGCGGUUCGAUGUUCAGAAACAUUGCGAGCAGUAUGGGAGGAGCAGGAAUUGGGUCGAUCCUUGGAAACUUGAUUUCUGGACGACGUGGCGGAGGUUCACGAGGAAUGGGCGGCGGCGGAAUGGGAAUGGGCGGCUACGGUGGAGGUGGCUAUGGUGGAGGUGACUAUCAAGGCGGAGGUGCUUAUCCUGUAGCACCAGGUCCGAUUUACGAUGACAAUGCUGGAGAUGGCGGACGCGGGCUUUAUCCGUCAAAGCCCGUCAAGGACGAAGGUGGUGGAGGCAGCUGGGCAUAA
This is a messenger RNA of Cooperia oncophora, 567 nucleotides long. The record is from the annotation of a GenBank genome assembly. Lineage: Eukaryota; Metazoa; Nematoda; Chromadorea; Rhabditida; Trichostrongylidae.